Messenger RNA from Aspergillus bombycis, 393 nucleotides. RefSeq lists its product as uncharacterized. The transcript has a single exon. NCBI's taxonomy places the organism in Eukaryota, Fungi, Ascomycota, Eurotiomycetes, Eurotiales, Aspergillaceae. The record is from RefSeq and is a predicted model, not a curated record. The coding region runs from base 1 to 393 and encodes 130 amino acids.
AUGCAGCUCAAAACCCUCCUCUCCACCCUCCCAUUCAUCACGGCCGUCCUGGCCUCCCCAGCCCCAGUGCCAGCCCCAGUGCCCGGCACCGUCGCCGUCGGAUACGGCCAGCAGCUCCAGAACAAUGACCAGGCCAACCACUGGGUCGUCUGGAUCGAGGGCGAAAGCGCCUGCCCCAACACCCGCGUUCUGACCAGGCUCACCGACAGCCCCUGCGACCAGACCUUCUACUUCAACAACAAGGCCUACCACCUCGCCGACUGCGGUAGCGACAAUGAGCCCCGUCGUGUGGUCCAGCCCGGUGGUGGCUCCGCCGGCUGCUCGCGCGAUAACCGCAAGAUUACGUGCCACGGUAGCACCCAUGACAUUGUCAAGCAUGGCAAGUGCGGUUAA